AGACUAAAAUAGAGGGGGGUUUUGUAGCUUUAUCAUCAGGGUGAGUAAGUAGCUGGCCAUGGUUCAGUCUUGUGGUGAGUGAGUGUGUGUGUGUGUGUGUGUGUGUGUGUGUGUCGCAGUCAGUAUAAACACUAUCAGCUGGUUCAGCGUUAUGUGAUCCUGGAGGCUCUCGCGCACAGAAAUGGCACCGUUCGACUUGAAAGGUGUUUUCAUCUCUGCGUUUGAUUACAAGACCGAAAAAUACGUCAUCGCCAAAAACAAGAAAGUCGGCGUCCUUUACCGACUCAUACAGCUCACUGUAAUCGGUUAUAUCAUCGGGUGGGUGUUUGUUAUUAAGAAAGGCUAUCAGGAGACUGAAGAAUCUAUACAGAGUUCAGUCAUUACUAAAGUGAAAGGGGUUGCGUUCACCAACACUACAGGCUCUGAAGCCUGGCUUUGGGGUCCUGAGGAUUACGUCAUCCCACAACAGGGAGAAGCCAUGCUCUUUAUCACCACCAAUUUUAUCACAACCCCAAACCAGAAAUUAGGAUACUGUGCUGAGAGUGUAAAAGUACUUGACGGUCAUUGCCAAGGGAAUGAAGACUGCCCAGAAGGAGACACUGUCAUAGCUGGCCACGCAUUCUGGUUUGAUUUGCUUCCGUCAGGAAUUAAGACAGGACGCUGCUUAAAGAAAGACAGGAACUCUACAGGUACCUGUGAAAUAUACGGCUGGUGCCCCAUUGAACGGAGCAGCCGACCAGUUGUGCCUUUGUUAGGAAAAGCUGAAAACUUCACCAUAUACAUCAAGAACUUCAUCAGAUUCCCUCUGUUUGACUUCUCAAAGUCAAAUGUUUUGGAGACGGUAGAUGACACAUAUCUGAAGAAAUGUUUAUACAGUGAGCUCACUCAUCCUUACUGCCCCAUAUUCCGGCUUAGUGAUAUAGUCCAGAGAACUGGACAUGACUUUCAGGACAUGGCUGUACUGGGAGGGACGAUAGGAAUCCUAAUAGAGUGGCACUGCGACCUGGAUAAAGGUUAUUCAGCGUGUCACCCGAGAUACAGUUUCACUCGCCUGGAUGUGAAAACUACAGCUCGUGCAAUCUCGUCAGGGUACAACUUCAGAUAUGCACGAUAUUUUAAAAAUGCUGACGGACAGAACUACAGGAUACUUUUUAAGGUGUUUGGGAUUCGCCUUGACAUCCUGGUUCAUGGCAAGGCUGGAAAGUUCAAUAUAAUUCCUACAAUCAUAAAUAUAGGCUCGGGGCUUGCGUUAAUGGGUGCUGGGGCGUUUUUCUGCGACAUGGUCCUUCUUUACAUGAUGAAGAAAAGCACCCUGUACAGAGAGAGGAAAUUUGAAACAGAUAAUAAGUAUGCGACACAAAAAACACCAACCCAAAAGAAUGGAAACAACAACAGGAAAAGUACUGACCUAUCAGAGGAAGCUGUGAAACCGCCAUCAGAGCUGGAACAACUCACAGACCCCACGUCUGACCAGCACACACCAGGAAUAACAGAUUUACCCAAAGACAAUUCAAGUGCCUGACAAACUGCGUACUGAACAUAAACUCACUUUUUUUUUGUUGUUUUAAAGGACAGCAGCUCUAAAAUC
Hemibagrus wyckioides is the source of this 1588-nucleotide messenger RNA. RefSeq names its product purinergic receptor P2X, ligand-gated ion channel, 8 (gene p2rx8). Gene Ontology annotation, biological process: response to ATP; monoatomic cation transmembrane transport. The coding region runs from base 182 to 1522 and encodes 446 amino acids. Gene Ontology annotation, cellular component: plasma membrane; nuclear inner membrane. The transcript is spliced from 12 exons. NCBI's taxonomy places the organism in Eukaryota, Metazoa, Chordata, Actinopteri, Siluriformes, Bagridae. Gene Ontology annotation, molecular function: purinergic nucleotide receptor activity; extracellularly ATP-gated monoatomic cation channel activity. The record is from RefSeq and is a predicted model, not a curated record.